Carassius carassius (crucian carp) is the source of this 2073-nucleotide messenger RNA. RefSeq names its product solute carrier family 25 member 29 (gene slc25a29). The coding region runs from base 414 to 1352 and encodes 312 amino acids. Gene Ontology annotation, biological process: mitochondrial L-ornithine transmembrane transport. Gene Ontology annotation, molecular function: high-affinity L-arginine transmembrane transporter activity. The transcript has 4 exons. NCBI's taxonomy places the organism in Eukaryota, Metazoa, Chordata, Actinopteri, Cypriniformes, Cyprinidae. The record is from RefSeq and is a predicted model, not a curated record. Gene Ontology annotation, cellular component: mitochondrion.
CCGAAGCCCCGCCCACAGUAAUAUCCCGGAUCAGGAAAAGCGCUCAAACGCGCAUGACGCCAAAAGCAGGAACAGGAAUCCUUUUUAAAUCCGCGGAUCGUGAUUGGGCGCGCGCGCACACACCUCCUCACCGACACCCAUCCAUCCAGAACCCGCUACACAAAUAGACAGUAAACCUCGCAGGUGGUAGUCAAGCUAGAAGGUGAAAUUUUCCACUACGACGCGAUUAGAGACUUACAGCCGAGCCUCGAGACUCAUCACAGACAUUUCAGCUCAGGACAGGCCUGAGGGCUAACUAACGAACUAACUAACCAACUAACCAAGCAGCUCGAAUAAAACCCAGUUAACCCUUCAAACCCGGGUUGAGCUCGUCUAAAGCAGCGCUUGCUUGCUUGUGUCAGCUUGAAGCAGUGAUGGACUUCCUUGCUGGAUGCAUAGGAGGUGCUGCCGGGGUCCUCGUUGGACAUCCUUUUGACACAGUUAAGGUUCGUCUUCAGGUCCAGAGUGUGGAUAAACCACUUUACCGAGGGACUUUUCACUGUUUCCAGUCCAUCAUACGUCAAGAGUCAAUGCUUGGCCUUUAUAAAGGCAUUGGGUCGCCCAUGAUGGGCCUGACGUUCAUCAACGCUAUCGUCUUUGGUGUUCAGGGCAACGCCAUGCGCAGGUUGGGCGAGGAUACACCCAUGAACCAGUUCCUAGCCGGAGCGGCGGCCGGCGCCAUCCAGUGUGUGAUCUGCUGUCCGAUGGAACUGGCCAAGACCCGAAUGCAGAUGCAAGGAACAGGCGAGAAGAAGUCGUCCUCUCGGAAGGUCUAUAAGAACUCGCUGGACUGCUUGGCUCGUAUUUACCAGCGGCAGGGUUUGCGAGGAGUCAACCGAGGAAUGGUUACGACUCUCAUCCGAGAGACGCCGGGAUUCGGCGUUUAUUUCCUCGCUUACGACCUCCUGACGCGUUCGCUGGGAUGCGAGCCGGAGGAUCCGUACAUGAUUCCCAAACUGCUGUUCGCCGGAGGCAUGUCGGGAAUCGCGUCUUGGCUUUCAACGUAUCCUGUGGACGUGAUAAAAUCCCGACUCCAAGCCGACGGGGUCGGAGGAAAGUACCAGUACAGCAGCAUCAUGGACUGCACGAGGAAGAGCAUCCAACGCGAAGGUUGGCGGGUUUUCACGCGCGGACUUACUUCGACUCUCUUACGGGCUUUUCCAGUCAACGCAGCCACUUUCGCUACAGUCACACUCUUUCUUUUGUACGUACGUCCGGACGAGGGAUCGAAAGAUUGCGAAGCGGCUCCAGCUUCGCAUCAAGCACCAUUGCAGCAGCAGCAGCAGCAGCAAGCGCAAAAAUCCAGUCUUUGAGUAACUCAUCUUUCUGGGAUAUCGACUAGCGUAGCACUUCCCAAAAUAAUGGCUGGCCUGUUACUAAUCCGAACAGUGCAUCGAGCACAUCUGUCCUCUGUAAACAGAACUGCACAACCUUUAUAUCCAAACAGUGACUCUGUAAAUAUAUAUUUUUACAUUCAAUGAUAUUUAACAAAUACGUUCCCUGUGGCUGCCUUACGAGAGCUGAAAGAAUCCGUCCUCCUGAAAGUAAGAGUUUGCGUGUUUCCUUUUGUUGUCACUUGGCAGAACCGGUAAAACUUGCUUUGAUGCUGCAAAUUAUUUCUACACUGAAGAGAAUCCAGUGUCUAAACAGAUCACUGGAAGUUUGGACACCUGUUGAUGUGAAUGAUUGGAGGCAGUGACGUGUGGAUGUAGAACAUAGGUUUUAGGUCAUUUGUGGUAUCCACUGGAACGUUUUGGAAUGGUGCAUUUUGGGAAAGUAGUUAUCAAGGUCCUUCCCAUUCUCGUUUUUGUUUGCAUCAAACUUAAUACAGCCUCGGACAUAGAUUACAUUUGUACUCUCAACCCCACCCAGACUUGGACAAAUAUGAUUUUUGGCACUGGAGAAUAUAGUCUUUGUUAUAUUACAAUGUUUUUAAUCUGAGGCGUGAGAACCUCUUUUAGUGUAAUUGCCUACAAGGUUGCGAUAUCGUGGCUCACCGUUAAAGUUGUGAAACUAAUAUGGUAGACACAAAAU